Molecule: messenger RNA, 585 nt
Organism: Dovyalis caffra
Lineage: Eukaryota; Viridiplantae; Streptophyta; Magnoliopsida; Malpighiales; Salicaceae
Source: the annotation of a GenBank genome assembly
AUGGCUUGUGCAGCCACAAGAGCGACUUUCUCUUUCCACCUUCUUCGCCAACUUUCCCCUCCAAAAUCCAGAAUCCAUUUCUCUAAACUAUCAUUCCUCUCCAUUCAUAAACCCCAAAAGACUCAUCUUUUCACUCUUCACUCCAUUGAUGUCUCCAAAGAAGACAAGACACCAACUUUGUCAGAUUCAAGCCAAACCAAUCCCCCAACAGAGCCUCCUCCUGAAAAAGAAGAAGAACAAAAGUUCGAUAAGAGAAGGUUAGAAGAGAAGUUUGCAGUUUUAAACACUGGAAUUUAUGAGUGUAGAUCUUGUGGCUACAAAUAUGAUGAGGCAGUUGGUGACCCAUCGUAUCCAAUACCACCAGGGUUUCAGUUUGACAAGCUGCCUGAUGAUUGGAUGUGUCCUACUUGUGGGGCUGCAAAGAGUUUCUUUGAGAGUAAAAGUGUGGAGAUUGCUGGGUUUGCACAGAACCAGCAGUAUGGAUUAGGUGGCAAUGCACUUACUUCUGGUCAAAAGGCUAUUUUGAUAUAUGGGACCUUGUUCGUGUUCUUUGUUUUGUUCUUGUCGGGGUAUUUUCUGCAAUAG